This is a messenger RNA of Mucor mucedo, 2340 nucleotides long. Its product is annotated as transmembrane amino acid transporter protein-domain-containing protein. Gene Ontology annotation, molecular function: amino acid transmembrane transporter activity. The transcript has 5 exons. Lineage: Eukaryota; Fungi; Mucoromycota; Mucoromycetes; Mucorales; Mucoraceae. The record is from RefSeq and is a predicted model, not a curated record. Gene Ontology annotation, biological process: amino acid transmembrane transport. The coding region runs from base 45 to 2087 and encodes 680 amino acids.
AUUUUUUCCCUUCUUACUUAUUUCAAAAAAAGAAAAAGAAAAGAAUGUCAAGCCCAUUGCCGGUGAAUGCAAAAAGAGAUUCCCGAAAAGACGGGGAGAACGCGUACUCUCAAAUAAACGAAAAUGUACUCGCUGGUUCUUUUGAUCGUUCCGAAUCAACAGCAAGGUUAGGUACUUCUCCCAUGCCACCCAGCUUCAAUUUUGGUACUUCACCUGCUAGAAGUACACAUUCCCAUCUGACAUAUGGAAGCACCACCCAUCAUGGUGAUUUCCUCUCUGCCAAUAGACCUCAUUCUGCUUACGGUGAUAACUUGUCGGUCGAUAUGCCCGAUGAAGAAGUAGCUAGAGCCGUCAAACGUCAUUUAGUAGCUACAUCACCAUCCCACUCACGACUCAGUCGCCAUAGUCGCCACACAGAUUCCGAUGUGGAUGAUGGUGAGGAUGAUGAAAUCACAAGCAUUCAUCAAUUGCCAGGUGGUGCUAUCACACACGAUAUCUAUAAAUGGUCAGAAGCUAAUGAACAGGAUAAAAGAGCUCGUAUGAAGAGAUCACAGUCUGUUUUCGUUCCUCGUAACGAACCAACCGACCCCUCUCUCGUUAACCUGAAGGAUCCUGGAGGAUUCAGACGUCAUUAUGUCAUUGAUCGUGCUGCUAAAAAGGGUAAAAAACCUCCUUCUUGGAUCACACACACUUUUGUCGAGUUCUUGGCUUUGUAUGGUCAUUUCGGUGGUGAAGAUUUAAGCGAUGAUGAAGGCGAGGAGAGUGAGGAUGAAGAAGACAGAAGACAACGUAUCUAUGAUAUUGUAGGUGAUGUUGAGGAUGCUGAUGAACGUACCCAACUGUUACUUCAAGCAGAAGCAAACUCAGUAGAGGGAACUGCUACUCCGUCAAAAGCAGUGUUCUUAUUACUCAAAUCGUUUAUUGGAACAGGUGUCAUGUUUUUACCAAAGGCCUUCAACAAUGGCGGUGCAUUAUUUUCUACAGUUUUCUUAUCCUUUAUUGCAGCUGUUUCACUUUAUAGUUUCUUAUUAUUGAUUGAAACACGUAACAAGGUACCUGCAUCAUUUGGUGACAUUGGAGGUGUCUUAUUUGGCAGAUCAAUGAGAAUGUUGGUGCUAGUAGCCAUUACUACUUCUCAGAUUGGUUUUGUGUGUGCCUACAUGGUUUUUGUUGCACAAAGUUUACAAGCUUUGAUUGAAGCUGUCUCCAACUGUAAAACUGAAAUACCCCUCCAUUACCUUAUUUUAGUCCAAAUCCUCAUGUUCGUCCCUCUUGCCAUGAUCAGAAAGAUCCAAAAAUUGUCUAUUUUCGCAUUAAUCGCUGAUGCCUUUAUCCUUAUUGGUUUGGUCUAUUUGUAUUACUAUGAUUUCUUGACCUUGAUUGUUCAAGGUGUUGGUCAAGUUGAAUGGAUUGUAAAUACUUCAUCAUUCCCCAUGUUUGUCGGUACUGCUGUAUUCACGUUUGAGGGUGUUGGUUUGAUUAUUCCUAUCACAGAAUCAAUGAAGGAACCCAAGAAGUUCCCCAAGGUUUUAUCCUGGACUAUGUUAUUCAUCACUACUUUGUUUGUCUCUCUAGGACUCUUGUCUUACCUUGCUUUCGGUGACAAAGUUCAGACCGUUGUUUUGCUCAACUUACCUGCCACCUCACUUGUCAAUACCAUUCAAGGUUUAUACGCACUUGCUAUUUGUCUUUCCAUCCCCUUGCAACUCUUCCCUGCCAUUCGUAUUGUUGAAACUGGUAUCUUUUCUAAAUCUGGAAAGCACAACCCCAUUGUUAAGUGGCAGAAGAAUAUGUUCAGAUUAGCUGCCGUCUUACUUUGUGCCGCAGUAGCCAUCGUUGGAUCUGCUGAUCUUGACAAGUUUGUCUCCUUGAUUGGUUCUCUCUUCUGUGUCCCCCUUUGCUUCUUAUUCCCCCCUCUCUUUCAUUUAAAGGGCGUUGCACAAACUUGGAAGCAAAAGUCCAUUGAUAUUUCCAUUAUCACUUUUGGUGUUAUCUGUAUGGUCUACACAACUUAUAUCACAAUCGGUCUUUGGACUUCAGAAGGCGAGCCUGCUGCUCCCAUUUCUCGUUGUGUUCCUCACGCUUAAAAACAGUAGCAUUGAACAAAACAGCAAAAAAAAAAAAAAAAAAAAAAAAAAACAAAAAAUUAGACAUACAUUUUUUAGUUAUACCUUUUAAAAAUAAAACCAUUGUCAUGGAAUUAUAGUAAUUCUUGACCUAAAAAAUUGUCAUUUUGCAACAUCUUAUGCUCAUAGGACAGCUUUUCAGUCUAUGCUAACUAAUAUAGCAUCAAGGUAACUUUUAGGCGUCAUCUUUAGCAGUUGAGAUAAAAGUGCAAUU